AUGGACACUGCUAGUUCUAGCAAGCCGGAGACGAGCCUUCUUCUGAAUUCGCUGCCCAAGGAACUCCCAGCGGAGUUCUUGAAAGACAUUACAGAUGGGUUCUCCCCUGAGAGACAACUUGGCAGAGGCGCAUUCGGAACAGUUUAUAGGGGGACUCUGAAAGAUGGAACAGAGAUUGCUGUGAAGAAGAUCGGCAGCGGCUCGCUGGUGACGCCUGACAAACAGUUUCAGAAUGAGGUUGGGAACCUUAUGGCGGUCCGGCAUGACAACAUCGUCAAGCUAGUUGGCUAUUGCUACGAGAUGAAGAAAACCGUGGUGGAGCACAACGGGAGAUAUAUUAUCGCGGACACAGUGGACAGCUUACUCUGCUACGAAUACAUGAGAAUGGGAAGCCUUGAGAACCAUAUUUUUGGUAUGAUACUGCAUUUCGAGAUGGCACUUUUCAUUCUCUUUUUGUCUAUUUCUAUGUUCCUUCCACUACUUGGAGCUUGGGGUUCACUUGUUAUAGUUGCCCCUCAACUUGUGCACUGA
Messenger RNA from Miscanthus lutarioriparius, 531 nucleotides. The record is from the annotation of a GenBank genome assembly. NCBI's taxonomy places the organism in Eukaryota, Viridiplantae, Streptophyta, Magnoliopsida, Poales, Poaceae.